GUAUGUUCAAACUGAAGGCAAAAUGCUUUUUCAGACAAACAAAAAGCCAAGAGAAUUUGUCACCAGCAGAACUGAGAUACAAGAAUUAUUAAAGGAUUUAAGAAUAAUAAUAGUUAUUCAAGAAAAAUGAUAGCAAAUAGAAAUUUAGAUCUACUGAAAGGAAAUGAACAGCACCAGAAAUGGUAUGUUGGUAAAUGUAUGAUAAUGAGUAAAUAUAGAAGAAAGGUUUCCUCAUUUAAAAAAUCUCUUUAAAAUAUAUAAUUGACUAUUUAAAAUAAAUAUAGUAUCAAUGUUUGUGGGGUUUAAAACACAUGAAAAUGUAUAACAACUAGAGCACAAAGGAUGAGUGGAUGGAGAAGAGUAUAUUGUGAUAUCCUUUAAGUCUGUGUAAUAUUAUUUGAAAGUAAAUUGUAAUAUGCUAAAUAAAGAUAUAUAUUUUAAUAUUUUUUAAGUUUUUAAAUCUAUUUUGAGAAAGAGAGAAAGCACACGAGCAUGGGAGGGGCAGAGAGAGAGGGAGAGAGAAUCCCAAGCAGGCUCCACACUAUCAGCACAAAGUCCCACAUGGUGCUCGAUCCCACAAACUGACCAUGACCUGAGCUGAAAUCAAGAGUCAGAUGCUUUUAACCAACUGAGCCACCCAGGCACCCCAAAGACAUAUAUUUUACACCCUAGAGAAACUACUAUAAAAAUAAAGUGGUAUAGCUAAUAAACCAAUAGUGGAGAUAAAAUGGAAUCAUGUUUUGUAAUCAAUCCAAAAGAAGGAAAAAAACCAUAUGAACAAUUAGAAAACAAAUAGCAACAUGGUUAGAUAUUACCCUGCUAUAUGACAUUAAUCAUACUUACAUACUCACAUAAAUGUAAAUGUGACAAAAAUAUAUAGCCGUGCAUAAGACAGAACAAGAAAAGUGUUUUUAAAAAGGUAUACAAUGCUGUGAGGAUCCAGAAGACAGAUUAUAGCUUCGUAAAAGAAAUCUACAUCCUAAAGAAGUAACCUUUAGUCCUUACACAGACACAUAUUAGAGGUGAAGGAGGUAAUACCAUGGGUGAUAUUUCUGAGAGAGAAGACACACACACACACACACCUCUGCUAGGUGUAUUAAGGAAAUAGUGAGUCAUUAACUUUAUCUGGAAUUCAGUUUCCCUUACCUUAUAUUUGGAGCAACAGUGGGAGAUAAGAUUGGUAAGGUAGAUUGAAGGCAUAUUUGGGAGGACUUAAAAUGUGGAACUGGGUAUUUGUAAUUCAAGAGGCAUUAUUAAUGUAAAGAGAGUAGCUUUGGUUUACCAUAGUUAGCGGUACCCUAGGGAAUGUACAUCAGCCAACUGCCCAACCUUUUCACAUAUAACUUUAUCAUUUGUAAUGAUUACAUGGCGUUUAAUUAUAUGGAUAUACCAACAUUUAUUUAACCAUUUCCCUAUUAUUGGACCUAUAAGCCAUUUCUAAUAUUCUGCAGUUGUAAUAACAUUAUAAUGACCUUCUUUUGCUAAUUUUUUUCUCAUUCACAUUACUUUCAUAGGUUAGAAACUUAGAUAUUGAACUACUUUAGUAAGAUAUAAAACAAUUUGGGAUGCCUGGGUGCCUCAGUCUAUUGAGUGUCCGACUCUUGGUUUCUGCUCAGGUCAUGAUUUCAUGGUUUGGGAGUUGGAGCCCCAUGUCAGGCUCUGUGCUGACAGUGAGGAGCCUGCUUGGGAUUCUCUCUCUGCUCCUCACCUGCUCUCUCUCUCGCUCUCUCUCAAAAACAAAUAAUGAAUAAACAUUAAAAAACAAUUUUAGAUUGCUCAUACAUAUUUUAAGGUUAAUUUGCUCAAGCAUUUGCACAAAUUUACAGUUCUACUUGAGUUUUUAAAUUUAGUAGUCUGUAUAGAUUUUAAUUCCCUGCCCCCGCCCCGUCCAAGCACACUAUAGGUGCUGCUAAGCCUCUGAUAAAUAUUACUCCAUGAAAGAGUACUCCUUUAAAAAAAUACUCUCAAUAAAAGAACUUUAAUAAGCUUGACUAAAUAUUUAGAAAGCAUAUUGUGUUGAGUGAAACUUUGUAUCUAAUACAUAAUAAGAGUAAUAGAAAAUCAUAUUGGGUGACUAGUCUGUAAUUAUCCAAGGAACACAUACAAUGAAACAAGUUCUUUUGGUUACUUCGUUAAACAGCCAACACAAUGGGGAAAGUGGAGGAAAUGUCCCAUAAACACUAUGAAAAGGGAACCAGAAAACCCAGUAUGUAAUCUCGGAGUAAUGACAGCAUCAGAAAACAAAACCAACAAAAGAGAACACCUUCCAGAACAAUCUGAGCUGCAUGAAAGGCAAACAUUCACUAAAGCUGGAGCUUUCCUAACUAAGUCUGCCCAGAGAUAAGUGGCAUACUUGACCUUCACCAUGAUUAACAAGCAUUUCUUUGAAAUUGUGUCGGUGCUGUUGGCCUCUUCUACUAUCUUCUCCCUAGAGUUGAAACUGGCUCUCUUCCAACAAAGAGUAAACAGAGAGAGUUUAAAACUCUUGAGUACAUUGCAAAGCUCAUCAAUUCAGCAGUGUCUGCCACACAGGAAAAACUUCCUGCUUCCCCAGCGGUCCGUGAACCUUCGCCAGUACCAGAAAGGACAAGCACUGGCCAUUCUUCACGAGAUGCUUCAGCAGAUCUUCAACCUCUUCAGGGCAAAUACUUCUUCAGAUGGUUGGGAGGAAAGCCACGUGGAGAAGUUCCUCACUGAGCUUCAUCAACAGCUGGAAUACCUAGAAGAACUCACAGGCCCGGAAGCAGAGCAGGACAGCUGCAUCUUGGGGAGUGAGAACGUUAGGUUACAGAUUAAAAUGUACUUCCAAAGGAUCCAUGAUUACCUGGAAAGCCAAGAGUACAGCAGCUGUGCCUGGACCAUUGUUCGAGUAGAAAUCAACCGGUGUCUCUUCUUUGCACUCCAGCUGAUAAGAAAGAUAAGCAAACGAGGAAUGCAUUCCUUGAAGAAUGUGGAGCAUGAGCCAAGGGCAGACUUUAGAAGCAUAGGGUAGGUGGAGGGGCGGGAGGACUCUUCCAGAGACUAUUUCUUCUUGUCAUUAAUUGCUUUGGUUUCGUGUGUGUAGAUAUAUGUAUAUUUACCUGUCCUUUAAGACCAUGCAUAGUGACUACAAUGGUCUUUGUUUUGUAAUGUCACUUUGUAUUUUCCAUUCAUCUUAAAUUUUCAUGAGAUAAAAUAGAUUCAUCAGUAUUUCAUACUUGGUUCUUCAAAUGGGUUUAUUUUCCUCAAAGUAAAUGAGGUAUGUCUCCACCGAACUAAUUUCUUAACUUACCACAUCCAUUCCAAUGAUUUCUUUGCCAGAAAUUGGUAGAAACAUUAAGAAGUACAAGGAAUAGUGUGCAUUGCCAGACUUGAAAAUGUCAAUACACACUGAAUAUCUGUUACAGGUGACACAAUAGAAAUAUGGCCAAAGGUCAUGAACAGCAGAUUGCAGAGGGAAAACAGAUGCAUGAAAACAGGUUCAACCUCACUUAUAAUGAUAAAAAAUACAAAUUAAAAGUGAACAGCAUGCGAUUCAUAACAGCCGAGGGCCCACACUUUUGUGGAGAUUUUGGAGAGGGAUGCUCCUAUAAUUUGCCAGAGCACUGGAAAUUGGUAGGCUCGCUGUAGAGGCAAUAUAUUGAUAUCUGUUACAAUUACCAUCUUUGAGCCAUAAACUUGAAAUUGACCUUAUAAAAAUGCUUGCAUAUGUGUCUGAUGGCGUGCAUACAAUACUGUUCACUGCAGCAUUAUUUAUAAUAUCAAAAGACAGGAAACCACUCAAAUUCUUUUAGUUCGAGACAGUUGAAGUAUAGUCACACAAAGGAACACCACCCAGCUGGAGAACAGAGUGAGGAUGCUCUUCCUGUACUGAAAGAAAAAAGUAAAAAAAUAGGCAAGAUGCAGAACAGUGUGUAUAAAAUGCUGUAUUUGACAUUAAAAUGUAAAACAAGGGGCGCCUGGGUGGCUCACUCGGUUAGGCCGACUUUGGCUCAGGUCAUGAUCUUGCGGUUCGUGAGUUCGAGCCCCACGUCGGGCUCUGUGCUGACAGCUCGGAGCCUGGAGCCUGCUUCGGAUUCUGUGUCUCCCUCUCUGUCUGCCCCUCCCCUGCUCGCACUCUGUCUCUGUCUGUCUCUCAGAAGUAAAUAAACAUUAAAAAAAUUUUUUUUAAUAAAAUGUAAAACAAAUUUUCUAUCUGACCUAACUUGUGCAUGAACAAAUAAAGAAUAUAUAAGAAUGAAUUACAAUGAUAACUUGUGUUUUGGGGAAACGAGACUAGGGGAAGAAGCAGGGGGAGGGAGGUUUUCCAGCAUAUUUUUGUAUUUUUAAUCGUGUGAACAUUACAAAUUAAAACAAUAAAUGAAAAUGUACCUAACAAGUCAGAGUUCUUAGAAAUACGCAUGACGGAGUCUUGCUGGCAAAAGGAAGUGUUAGUUGAAGGGUAGAAGAAACAGGACUGCUCCAGCCUUCCCCUGGAGGGGAGGGGAGUGGCCAGGAGGAGGUGGAGGGCUGCACAGAAGGGCACUCGUGCCAACCAAGGGAGGGGGUUUCCACUCAUGAGAGCUGCUAGGGAUGAAGGGAUUCCAGCUCUUCCAGCCGGGAGCUUCCCGAAACCAUGAUGGAACAAAUGCGGGGCCAGAGAAACUGACGUUCAGUUGAGGCUCGGUGGCUUUCCCACGGCCACAGUGACCUUCACCCAAUGUAAGAAGCAGAGCCAUGGUCCAAAAUUCUGGGGCUAAUUCUGCCACUUUACGUCAUGCUCUGUUUUUGACUCAUUGUACAAUUCGAGAUGAAAUCUAUCACUUAAUGUGAAAACUUGCUGAAGAACAAAACACAUUUCAUUUCGGUUUAAUUAGUGUUAGUAAGUGUAUUCGUUGUUGGCCUGUGCUUUCGGAUUUGGCUUCAGAGGAAGGAGGAUGAGCUGAAGAGGCUCCUGAGUCUGAGGCAGGGCCAACUGCCAGAGAGGAAAAGGGCAGAGAAGCAGAGGCAGUCUUGGUCAACGUCACCUUUCAACCCCUGUGUACCUUCAAGUUCACCUAGAGGUAGGGAGGUGGAGAGAGGAGAGGCAUUUACCACACUUGACUGCAAAUACAGGUCAUUUGCUUCACAUGGUGAGUAGAAUUUUUGUUUUCUUUAAACCAGGAAGUUUUCAGAAGCAAAUCCUUCAUUUAACGCAUUAUUCGAUCCUCAAGUUAACCUAGCAAGAUAGUUUCUAUAUUACAUUCUUUUCUGAAAUGAGAAUAACAAGACUUUAAAGGUGAAGUAACUUGCUCAAAGUAAUGUAGCAAGUCACGGAGCCAGUAUAUGCCAGGGCAGAGAUUUUCCACCAGAUCUGCCUGACUCAGAAGAGUGCACUCUGUUCUAGACCCCACAAACCCGAACGGCAUUGUGCAAGAUCUCUGCGAAAUAAUAACGAUAACAAGCAUGACAACAAUUUGCUCCUGGCUUUCCUUAUUCAAGUUCACAGACUGUCCGCAGUCUUGAAUUAGAGAAAGAACAUUUUCUCCCCCUGGAUAUUUCUUUCCUAAGAACUGAAGAGAACAGAAUGGAGAAGAGGCCAAGUAGAAAUUUACAGCAGUUAAUAUGUACUCCUAUCUAGAAGCUGAAAGCAAUACUGUACAUGCUAAUGUUUCCCCAAACAUUCAGCUUUAUUAGGUUGACAUCCUACUUGUAUUACUGUCUUAACUGCUUCAUACAAAAUAAAAAUUGCUUGCUUUUAAAUAUGGGUGCUCUCUUAAAAUUUUAAAACCAGAGUUCUAAACUUGGAGAUACUGAGGAAGAUACAUAUUUUAUUUUUUGUGUGUGAGCUUUU
Molecule: messenger RNA, 5791 nt
Organism: Acinonyx jubatus (cheetah)
Lineage: Eukaryota; Metazoa; Chordata; Mammalia; Carnivora; Felidae
Gene: IFNE
Product: interferon epsilon
Exons: 1
Coding region: 2366-2992 (208 amino acids)
Biological process (GO): T cell activation involved in immune response; adaptive immune response; defense response
Cellular component (GO): extracellular region
Molecular function (GO): type I interferon receptor binding; cytokine activity
Source: RefSeq, a predicted model, not a curated record